Molecule: messenger RNA, 1239 nt
Organism: Acytostelium subglobosum LB1
Lineage: Eukaryota; Evosea; Eumycetozoa; Acytosteliales; Acytosteliaceae
Exons: 1
Coding region: 1-1239 (412 amino acids)
Source: RefSeq, a predicted model, not a curated record
AUGGAGAUAUGCGCGCAUGAGAGUGGCAAUAUCAAGAUCUUCAAGGCACUGUGCCAGACUGAGAUUGGAGCAAAAGUAAUUCAGUCCAGUGCGUACCUGACUCCAAUAAUAUUGAAGGCUAACCUCGCUGGACACGUGGACAUCGUUGAGAGCAUCAAAGAACACUUUGAUCAAUUGAGUGACGCGAUGUUGCCAACAUCCGACCCAUCAAUCAUUCAAAUUUUGAAUGCUCCACGUGCAUCCAUUCCACGUAGAAUAUCACUCUACCAGGCCAUUCUCGAUGAUGAUGUUGUAAAGGUGGAGGAGAGCAUUUAUAAUGUUACCAAGGUGGACUGUAGGAUGUGGCAAUCUAUGUCCUUGUCAAUGCUCACACACAUUGGCCAUGGACAACCACCCAUUGAGUUGGGCUUCAAAGGGAGAUCCCUGCUCAACAUGAUUGAAUCAGUAGGAGUGAAAGGCAGUAACAUCACCGAGGACAUCAUCAACCUGUUCUUGGACAAUGGUCACUUUUCUCAAACUGACAGGAGAUUAUUGGAGAAUGAACAUGUUGUGGCAUUGGACGUCUCAUGUGGCCUGAUGCUAAAGAUACACAAGAUGUUCAAACUCCAAUUCAAUUCAGAAUGUCUAAUUCAUGCACUGCUGAAUGUGAAUGAAGAGGCCAUGUCCAUUCUCUUUGAGUCAUUUGCAAAGAGUUCCGUUGACUAUCUUAUGCGGUCAUUGGAUGGCACGGUCAUCAGGCUUGACAAUGCUGUUAUACAUCUUCUUGAACAUGGAUCAUUGGACUCAAUCAAAUUGAUGCUUCGCAAUGUGUCCUCGGGCAAUCUGUUGAAGCCUAUCAUCUUGAAUUGGACAUGCUCAAACACUUUAGUCGUGUUCAGAUUCACCCUGGAACUAUUCCCAGUCGAUAUGAUGACCAGUAGUCAAGUCUCUAAACUCAUCAAUGCUGUAUUCCUAAAGGAACACAAAGAUCAACAAGUAUUUGAAGCACUUCAUCUCAUUCAUCAGAGAUUCAGCUCAAUGUUCGACCUGGCUCCAUCACCACGAGUGUUGGAAGUUGAUGCUGUAGCACUUUCGAUCAACCUCUUAAAGUUGGACACAUUCCACCUACAGUUACGCAUCUAUCAUUUAUAUUAUUUAAUCAACCUCUUCAAGUUGGACAUAUUCCAGAGUCUGUUACAAAACUAUCAUUUAUUGCCUUCAAACAUCCUCUUCAAAUUGGACACAUUCCAAAUUCAGUAA